This is a messenger RNA of Colletotrichum scovillei, 504 nucleotides long. RefSeq names its product biphenyl-2,3-diol 1,2-dioxygenase 2. The transcript has a single exon. NCBI's taxonomy places the organism in Eukaryota, Fungi, Ascomycota, Sordariomycetes, Glomerellales, Glomerellaceae. The coding region runs from base 1 to 504 and encodes 167 amino acids. The record is from RefSeq and is a predicted model, not a curated record.
AUGACCCAAACACCUUCCUCCCCAUCCCCAAUCGAAAUAGCCCACCUAGGCCUCCGAACCCCAAACCCAACCCCCCUAGUCACAUUCUACAAAACCCUCCUCAACGCCCACGUAGUCCUCCAAAACAACUACAUCUCCGUCCUGACCUGGGACAAAGAACACCACCGCCUCGCAAUCCUCCACCAACCCCCUCCAUCAACCUCCUCCAGUGACACCAACCCGUCACCAUCAACCGGACUCGACCACAUCGCCCUGAAAUUCGCCUCUCUCAAAGACCUAGCCCUUGUGUACCACGCCGGCAAAGCGGGCGGUAUAGAACCCCAUCUCUGUCUCGACCACGGCGUGACGACGAGCUUGUACUACAGGGAUCCGGAUGGGAACCAGAUCGAGACCAUGAUUGAGAACUACGACAACCCCGAAGAUGUGUGGAUGCGUAUGAAUAGCUUGGAUCCGUCAAAUACGCGAGGUGUCAAAUUUGACCCAGAGGAAUUAUUGCAACUCUAA